Molecule: messenger RNA, 8900 nt
Organism: Drosophila melanogaster (fruit fly)
Lineage: Eukaryota; Metazoa; Arthropoda; Insecta; Diptera; Drosophilidae
Gene: Ih
Product: I[[h]] channel
Exons: 14
Coding region: 3443-7315 (1290 amino acids)
Biological process (GO): potassium ion transport; monoatomic ion transport; potassium ion transmembrane transport
Cellular component (GO): plasma membrane; membrane
Molecular function (GO): voltage-gated potassium channel activity; monoatomic ion channel activity
Source: RefSeq, marked reviewed
ACUUGUCGCGCUGAGUUCGUUCGUGUCGCAGCAGCAGCAGCAGUCGCAGCAGCAGUAGCAGUCGCAGCAGCAGCAGCGAGUGUGCCGUUAUUCCGUUCGUUACAUAAAGAAGAAAUUUCAAAUAGCAAGUUUAAGUGCGCUGCUCGGUGGCGAAUGGCAUAAAUCAGCAUUCAGCGAAAGCAGCAUUGUGAUAAACAUUUAAACGAAAGGAGCCAGCGCGACCCAAUAAAAAAUAAAUUAAAAUAGCCAAGUGAAAUCAAAACGAAAUCAAGGAAAAGUAAUGAAAUAAUGUGCAUUUGGUGAGCCAGCGACUGUGUAUCUGGUGUAUAGAGCCCAACAUAUAUGAAAAUAUGAAAUAUUAAAUGUGCCGUAACACGGGCGUUGAAAAAAUUACCAGGUAGUCGUGGGCUCGGGAAAAAAAGAGAAGUUCCAAAGGGGCGAGGACGAGGUGGAGCAAGCUAUUGGAGGAGAAGGAGCAGUAGGAGGGAGGAGGAAAGAUGGCGAAAGACGAAAGCGAACGAAAUUGUAAUAGAGGUCAAAAGAAGCAUUGAUUUAACGUGUGCACUUCCUCCCACUUUCAGCUCCACUCCUCUUGGCUUUCUCUUCGUCGGCUCCUCCUUGUUGUUCUCCCACCACCCACGCCACCACCACCACCACUACCAGUGCCACCCACCGUGUGUCCUGUGUGUCCUGUGCCGUUCUUCGUGCCACGACUGUGAACUGUGUCUGUGCGUGCCUCUCUCGCAAUAUUUGCGUGUGCGUGCCUCCUGUGUCUCUGUGUGUUAUAAAUAAUUUGUUUAAAAUUCGUCAAAUCGCUUGACGUUUCAUUCAAUAAAUUCCAUCUACCAGGACACACGCUCACACACACUGGCACACGCACGCACACACGCACAGACGCAAUGCCCCGUGUGGCGCCCGUGAAUCGUGUAUGUAUGUGCGAAAAAUGUUGAUGACGAACCACUUACGUCUAUCGCAACCCACGAAUCCAACGAAACCACGACAAACACAGCCGCAGCAGCUGAAAAAAUCGCAUGUAACACACCAACACAACCGUACACCACACACACACAAACACGCCCAUACAUAGCCCUAGGACACACGUACCGUUCAAUAUCCAAUAAGAAACCAAGCAUAAUUACAUAAUCAAAUAGAACGACUGGCAAAAAAAAUAAGGAAAUAUAAAAAGACAAGAGACAAACACGAAUAAAUAAAUAAAAAAAAAAACACGAGCAACAAAAGCGGAAACCAGCGAAAACAAGGACACGAAAGCAAACACGAUAAAUCAGCGCAAAGUGCAGCAUUAUUUAAUCAACGCCAGAGUCAGUCAGCAAGUGGAAAAACCCUGGAAACGCCUAAAAAUAAAGGACACGCGAUAACCAAAAAUAGAACGUAAUGAUAAAACCAAAACCAAAGUACCUGCAACAAUGAAAUUGAGCAAAUCUUAAAGGCGUAACCCAGACAAGCAAGCCCAAGAUUAGAAUUACUUUUAGAAAUAUACAAAAAGACACUCGCUAUAUACAAAAGUGCUAUAGAUAAACGAUAAACGCUAUCCGCAGUAAAAACAACGCAAAAAAGCAAAUAAAUUAAAGUAGUUCGUUGACGUUUGUUCACCGCUGGAAGUUAUCGAUACAGCCCAAGGAUAUAGAGCGUAAUCCCCGUUGAGAUAGUGUAAUGGAACUAACCUCGUAGUUUGUAGAGAGACCUGCGUCUCAGCCUGUAGGACAGCAAAUUCAAAUAACCGCAACAUAAACGCACUUAUCGACUAACUAAAACUACCAAGUAGUUGCCUCUCUAUAUACAAUAUAUAUACCUAUAUAUAUAUUUAUACACCUACGAGAUAUAUACAAGAUACUUAGCCGUAGCGAUUAGACGAAAAGCGCCAGUCUGUACAUCUACCUAUAUGGAUUUAUUUUUAUAAUGCCGCUAAUGCAAAACUGGAUCCCCGCCCUCGACCUAGGCCUUUCAAAUUGCAUCUGAAUAAGUAACGAGGGCGAUAUUAAUGCAUUAAUUGGGUGACGAAGGACGUCGCCACACGGAGUCCCAAGGAGGGACUGUUGCCGGGUCCGGAUCCUUUGCGUGUUGCUCGUGUCAGAUACACAAAUACGCCCAGAGCCGUAAUCCGUGGACUCGCAGAGGAGGAGUGAUACGAACGUACAGGACGAAUUAAAGCUACCUGCUUUGGGUUUCUCGUGUUGCGCUGCCUUGACGUAACUCCGCCUUAACUCGCGUCGCUUCCAUUUGCCACAAAAGUGAAAAAAAAACAGAAAAUAAAGGGCGACCGCAAAGCCAAAACUGCGGUGCGUUCGUUAAACUUUCAUGACCAAACAUUAACUUAAGCAGGGAGGAGGAGGUGGAGGAGAGGCGUGGCCAGAAGCCAGGUUGGAAGGCCAGGCGGGAUAGCAUACAUUUCGGAGCAAGGAAACUGAGCUGUCAUCAUCACUGUCCCAUCCCCUCCAACAGCUAGUUUGUUAUUUGUGAUAAAUUAUUCAGUGAUCCACAUUUCGGAUCCCGAUCCUGCCCACCCCACUUCAGCUCCAGUUACCGUUACCGUUAUCGUUAUCGUUACAGUACCAGCUCCAGUUCCAGGCCCCACCAUCACAUCUGUACACCAGCAACCACCAACCGAAUAGCAACAAUAACUAUACCCUAGUGGAUAAACGUCAUUUAUAAUCCAGAGUACAAAGUACGAAACUAAAACUCAAACAAAAGCUAAACUAUAAAUAGUAACAUAUGGUAUUAUUAUACACGCAACUCAAACAGAUAGUGUCAUAGAGUCACAUAACCUCAAAGAAACGAAAACGAGCGCAUAACGAAACAAAACGAAAAGUGAAGAACCAUAAGCAAUAUAAACAGUGCUGUUGACUAUUUUAGAGGCCACCUUUUAGAUACCGAUACCUUCUCACCCAACCUACGUUACUCAACCAAACACCUAUGAACCCACCAAAAACGAAUCGAAAACCUAACCUAACCUAAAACCUAAAACCUUAAAACACGGAUAACGGCGAACAGCCCCAUGUGCGAGUGAGACAGCCCGAAUAAAGAAGAAAGAGAGUAACACAACGAAAAGCAAUUAAUUUUUGUUUACGUGUCCGUGUGCGCUGGACUUGUAUUAGUUAAUGCCAAAAAUCGAAGCGGAAGUUGCACCCAUACCUGCACACCCAACUACCACUACAACUACAAUACACAUACACACAUACUGAGCCACGAUGACAAGGCCAAGAAUUGCAGUGGGCAUUGCGGGGCCUUUCCGGCGGCAAUAGCAAUAGCAACACCUUGAAAAAAAAAACUAAAAAAAAAGCAACAAAAAAUAGCAGCAAAAAUAUCCCCGAUAAUAACAGCCACGUUACGUUAGCGAAGGUGGCGCGAGUGGUUCGAUGUGGUUCGAAUUCGAGUUCGAGUGCAGGUGGUGACGUGACAGCGGCGGCGUCGUGGGUCCAAGAAAAUGCACGUUAAACACACUCAGCGCCGAGUCAGCGGUCCUGGAGCCUUCGGAACCUUUACCAACGAUCAACGUGCCAGCCGCGACAACUUGUGCCCGGACAACCAGCAGCAGCAACAGCAGCGGCACUCGCACUCGCACCAGCACUUGGUGCGCCAGUCUCUGGUGAGUCUCAGCAACGGCCAGCCGGCGGCAUCGGCGGCGCCGGACAGCGUCUCGCUGCUGCGAGCGGGCGAUGACCAGCAGCAGCAUCCACAGCAGCCACAUCUGCAGCAACAGCAACAGCAGCAGCAGCACCUGCAACAGCAACAGCAACGGCACCGCAGCAGCAGCAGUCGACUAUCGACAAGUGGCAUAUCCAAGCAGAACUCAUCGGACAGCAGGAGCGGACUGCGCAUCCUUGACAGCAGCCACAGUCCGGUGAGCUGUGGCACCCAGAGCGUGAGCAGCACUGGUGGCCAGUCGGCGCUCUACGAUGCCUGUCACGAGUAUUCACGCAGCUUGAGUGCAGCUGCCGCUGAAGGAGCCGCUUCGCUGCUCAAGAGCCACUACAGUGACCAGCAAUUGGCGCAGACGGAGCCAGACCCAGAACCGGAUCCGGAAAGGGAUCGGGAUCGGGAUAGGGAUAGGGAUAGAGACCGAGAACGGGAGCGUCGCCACCUGACCAACCUCAAUCUCAAUCUAAGCAGCGAGUACGACUACAGCGGAAGUGAUAAGCAGCAGCUGGUCAACGAGACGUACAUCUUCAAGUGCAUCGCCAACAGUCCAUCGUUCCUGCGCACCAACAAGAUCAAGGAGCAGUCCAAGAAGCUGCGGAAUCUCUCCCUCAAGACACGCACCGCCAAGAAGAAGGGCCAGAUUAUCUCCAAGUCGAACGCGGUGUCGGAUAACUCGUUGCAUCCGGGCGACAAGUACCUGAACUUGUAUCUGGUGGAGAAGAAGCACUCGCUGCAGCCGCAAGUGGCCUCCACGUCGAGUUCCAUCAACACCACGCAUCCGCAGGCUUCCUCGGCGCCAGCCAGUUCGUCCUCCACGUGCACCAAGGCGCCGCAGUUGCCCGCCUUGUCGGCGGUUGCUGCCCGCCAGCAGCAGUUGUUACUAAACGGAUCGCUGAAGGGCAAGGGACAGAGUCAGAGUCAGGGGCAGAGCCGGCAGACGCUGCCCGGCCAUCGGGCGUCGGUGAGGAGCGAGAGUGGAAGCGGGAGCAGCCACACCAUUCCGGCGACGGGAAAGAGUCCGCCGGUGCCGCACUCGCUGGCGGCCAAGAUCAGCAGCUCGGCAAGCGGCAGCAAGAACUGCAAUUUGCUCAGCGCCAGCAGCAACUCAUGCCACAAGCUGAACGCCCACGCCCAAGGAUCGGGAGCAGGAUCGGGAUCUGGAUCGGGAUCAGGAUCAGGACCACCCGGACACAGUCACUACGCGGCCGCCUCGCCCAAAAGUUCGGUCAGCAGCAACGGUCACCUGAACAAGUACUGCCUCACGGACCUCACGCGCCGCAAGGCCGAGUUCAAUCGCCAGCUGAGCGCGCCCACGGACUACACGCACCACUCCUCCAGCAACGGAUCGCAGCAGGAGGGCUCCUCGGAGGCCAACGAGGGCCACGAACCGGUCGGCGAGUCCACCAUCACCGUAGCCAGUGCCGGCGUAUCGUAUCCGCAUCCGUACUCCUAUCCGUAUCAUUACGCGCACCACGCCUCCUCGGCCACAGCGCCGGCCAAUCUCAAGGCGUCGCUGCAGCUGCACAGCUUCGGGAGCCACCAUCCGUGUCCUUAUCCGGCAAGGCCCACGUCCACGUCGUGCACCAACAGCUUCAACCGGCGCCACAUUCGCCGGCACAAGGGCAAGCUCGGCGAUCGACUGCUGAGCGGGGAUAGUGAGGAAUCGGUGCGCUGCUCCUAUUGCUCGGUGCUGAAUGUGAACGACAACGACCUGCGCAUUUCGUUCGAGAACACCUGCACCGAUUCGCUGGUAACCGCUUUCGAUGAUGAAGCCCUGCUAAUAUGCGACCAAGGAACCGAAAUGGUACACUUUGAUGACGUGUCGUUGUACGGCACUCCGAAAGAGGAGCCCAUGCCCAACAUACCGAUCGUGUCGGAAAAAGUCUCUGCGAAUUUCCUAAAAAGUCAAUUGCAAUCAUGGUUCCAGCCGACGGACAACCGACUGGCCAUGAAACUGUUUGGCAGCCGAAAGGCGCUGGUCAAGGAGCGCAUACGUCAGAAAACUUCCGGGCACUGGGUCAUACACCCGUGCAGUUCAUUCAGGUUUUACUGGGACCUUUGCAUGCUUUUAUUAUUAGUAGCAAAUCUUAUUAUCCUGCCAGUCGCAAUAUCAUUCUUCAACGAUGAUCUGAGCACACGAUGGAUUGCCUUCAACUGCCUAAGUGAUACUAUUUUUUUAAUAGAUAUUGUAGUCAAUUUUAGAACAGGAAUUAUGCAACAAGACAACGCUGAACAAGUAAUAUUGGAUCCAAAGCUUAUAGCUAAACACUAUUUAAGAACUUGGUUUUUUCUCGAUUUGAUUUCGUCGAUACCGCUCGAUUAUAUAUUUUUAAUUUUCAAUCAAGAUUUCUCUGAUUCUUUUCAAAUAUUGCAUGCCGGACGCGCCCUGCGCAUCCUGCGCCUGGCCAAGCUGUUAUCCCUGGUGCGACUGCUCCGCCUUUCCCGCCUCGUGCGCUACGUGUCCCAAUGGGAGGAGGUCUAUUUCCUCAAUAUGGCCUCGGUCUUCAUGAGGAUCUUCAAUUUAAUUUGCAUGAUGCUCCUGAUCGGCCAUUGGAGCGGUUGCUUGCAGUUCUUAGUGCCAAUGUUGCAGGGUUUUCCAUCCAACUCCUGGGUCUCCAUCAACGAGUUGCAGGAAUCGUACUGGCUGGAGCAGUAUUCGUGGGCAUUGUUCAAGGCCAUGUCGCACAUGCUCUGCAUAGGCUACGGCAGAUUCCCGCCACAAUCACUGACAGACAUGUGGCUGACGAUGCUAUCGAUGAUAUCCGGGGCCACCUGUUACGCAUUGUUCCUCGGUCACGCGACCAAUCUCAUCCAGAGCUUGGACUCCAGCCGGCGCCAGUAUCGCGAGAAGGUCAAACAGGUGGAGGAGUACAUGGCCUACCGCAAGCUGCCACGCGACAUGCGGCAGCGCAUCACGGAAUAUUUCGAGCAUCGGUACCAGGGUAAAUUCUUCGAUGAAGAGUUGAUACUUGGCGAGUUGAGCGAAAAACUGCGCGAGGAUGUCAUCAACUACAACUGCAGAUCCCUCGUGGCGUCAGUGCCUUUUUUUGCUAAUGCCGAUUCGAAUUUCGUUUCCGACGUAGUUACCAAACUGAAAUACGAAGUUUUCCAACCAGGUGAUAUUAUCAUAAAGGAGGGUACGAUCGGUACUAAGAUGUACUUCAUACAGGAGGGCGUGGUGGACAUUGUCAUGGCCAACGGCGAGGUUGCCACCUCACUUUCGGAUGGGUCUUAUUUCGGUGAGAUCUGUCUGCUGACCAAUGCGCGUCGUGUGGCCAGCGUGCGAGCCGAAACCUAUUGCAAUCUAUUCUCGUUGAGCGUGGAUCAUUUCAAUUGCGUUCUGGAUCAGUAUCCGCUGAUGCGCAAGACCAUGGAGACUGUGGCCGCCGAGCGGUUAAACAAGAUCGGCAAGAAUCCAAACAUAAUGCAUCAGAAGGACGAGCAGCUGAGCAAUCCGGAGUCGAACACGAUUACGGCUGUGGUUAAUGCACUGGCUGCCGAGGCGGAUGACUGCAAAGAUGAUGACAUGGAUCUCAAGGAGAAUUUACUGCAUGGGUCAGAGUCGAGCAUUGCUGAGCCGGUGCAGACGAUACGUGAGGGUCUCCCGAGGCCACGGAGCGGGGAGUUCCGGGCCUUGUUCGAGGGUAACACUCCAUGACACUGAGGAGCAGUGACAAGCGGUGCCCUCGGGCACCGGGCAACCAUCUGAAGCAGCAGUUCGCUGGACACUCACUCACCAAGUCCCACAUCCAUACUCCACACAGGACUACCACUCACACACACACACACACACUGCGUAUAUAAUAAUUUAGUAAAAGGAACCCCAAGACGCGAUAAGAGUACACUAAAAAAGAAUCAAUUUAUGGUAGACACUCUAUAUAUGCAAUUGCGAUUUAGUAGAAAACGUAUUAAAAACUAAAAACCCAAAAAAAGAAGAUAAAAACAAUUACACAAAAAAUGUCCUCAAUAAUUAUUCAUAAUUUCAGCUCCGCUAACUGUGAUGACUUUAAUAUAAGAAUCGAAAAAAAAAUUAACAAACAAACAAAAAAAAAAAAAAUGAAAACGAGUACAUACAGAGAUAAAUUAUGCGAUAGAGAGAACUCAGCAGCCAGCAGACAGAUCAGAAAAUCACAACCCACGGCCAUAGAAGAUCUGCCACCCACACUACACACCAUACACCACACUCCACACACCACCGCCGCCAUCACAAACAGCAAAUACUGACAUAUAACGUAAAUCUACAUAUAAGUUUUAUGCCCACGAUAUUGUAACGAUAACGAAGUGAAUAGACUUUUGAAUUGCUACCUAGGCGUUAGUCCUAUGGACCUACUCUACAAGAAAACACAACCACACAGCAGCAAGCACACCUGUAAGUGGCCAAGUGGCCAACGGGUCAAAGGUGACACGAUUCAAGAAACAGGCAUCAGGCAUCGGGGGGCGACAGUGACAGUCAGACAGACAGACAUGCAUCAACUUAUGAUAUAAACGAAGCGAAGCGUUACAGCAUACCAAAACAUAUUUAUGCGCGUAGCUAUUAUGUACUCGAGCAACCAACAAACAAACAACAAAACAAUUAUGUAUUAUUGCGAUUAUAUAGCAUAUUUAAAUACGCAUUGCAAAAAAAAAGGGAAAACAUAACUCAGCAAUAUACAAAACCAGAAAAGAACCCAAGAAACAAAACAAAAUGAAAAGUAUUUAAGCAAAAAAUUUAACGAAUGCGCAUUAGUAGUUGAACUAUUAGUUUUUCACUCACUAACAAACAAAACACCACUCGACACACAACGUAGUAGAGAAGCCUAAAAAAAAAAAAAAACAUAAUGAAAAAUAUAUUAAAAACCAACCUCAGGGUGCCGUCGUUUCAGCGGUCACCAAAAAAUAAAAAAAAAACAAACGAAAAAAAUCUAAAACCAGACAAGAAACCAACUAUAUACACAACAUAUAUAUACAAAACAUAGACAAUGUUGUCUUUUAUAGGGAAUUGUUAAAGCGCCUCAGUUACAUUUCAAGUAUUUAUUGCGGGCCUGCCACCAGGCGAGAUCAUGAUUUUCCAUUCAGAUUCAGAAUUUCCGUUCAAGAUGCCACUUUUAGUUGCGAGCGAGAUCUCUUUUGCAAGUGGUUCGUCUUUGAGUCCUUGUUUGUUUUACUUUCGUGCAUAAAUCAGGCGAAGGACAGCGACUUGUUGAAGGAUUUAUGUAACCUAGUAUUUUAUUACACGUAAACUAAUAAAAAGAAAGCAGAAGGAC